This is a messenger RNA of Linum trigynum, 2329 nucleotides long. The record is from the annotation of a GenBank genome assembly. NCBI's taxonomy places the organism in Eukaryota, Viridiplantae, Streptophyta, Magnoliopsida, Malpighiales, Linaceae.
UUAGUGGCCCCCAAUUUCCUUCUCUGCGAUUGGGAUACGUCCAAGUGUUUGCCCUUUGUCAGUCACCAAUCCCGCCUCCCAAGACCCUGUAAUUGUGAGAGCAUUCUAUUGUCCCACUCGCCUACUCAGAACCUCUAGAUUCAUUCAUUAUCCUAUGGGUUUGGGUGGUGUCCUCUCCUCCCUACUCCUGGCACUUUCCCACUAAAAGUUGCUUUUCAGCAACAAAGACAAGCUUUCUAUAUCUCCUUCCACCCCACACGCAAGCUACCCCUCCUCCAUCUCCUUUUCCUCUGUUCUUUUUGCCUCUUAUUUGGACAAUUCUUUUCUUUUCACAUCCAUGAAUUCUCCCUCCUUCCUCUCUCCGGGGAAAACAAUCUUCUCUUCGUUUCAAACCCUCCCAAAUCAAGAACCCUUUUCUGGUCGAUUCACUGCCGUGCCGGAACAUGCAUCCUUCUCAAAAACUCUCUGUUUGAAUCCCAGUUCCGAAGCUUGCCGGCUUAAUCUCAGUAACCCUCCCCCGCAGGCCGCAACUCAACGGCUGAAUCCCACCUUUGAAGCUCUCAUGUACCCGCGGCGGCUGAAUCACGGGUACUCCUCUGAAUCCAACCGUGACUCAUCAUCUUCAGCCCAGGGAGAUCCAUCCCUUAAUUUUCUAUUUCUCAGCGUUCUUUUUGAAAUCGUCACUUCCCCAGGUUGCUUUUGGGUUAUUUGGUUUAUAUGGUUUCUGGUUAUUUCCAUGAAGGUUGGAUUGGGUUUUCAUGGAAGACUUUCAAGUGGCUUGGUGGUUCGUGAAGCUCUCCUUUGCCUCUGCCACUGCCAUUAUGUUGUGUUUGUUAACCAGCUUGGAGUUGUGGUGUAUACUACUGUCGUUGAUUAUGAUGGUUGGAUGGCCAUAAAAUCAGCGGUGGCCGUGCGAUUAAGUAUUGUUUGGUGUGUGGAUAGAGGCAGGGAUUCCAAUGACCUCUGAUGGGCGAAGUGGUGAGAGGAGGUAUGUAGAGGUGUUAAUCUCAUAAUGAAAAAUUUUCUCAAUCCACCAUUUUCGUUGAAAUCCAACACCUCUCAUAUCUUUCCUCUGUCUCAGCGGUAGUGUUUUUGAUUGUUUGAGAAGCCACCGCAAGGGAGACCCCCUCGGGAGCAAUGGCAGGUCUCUCUCUGGCUUUCUAUCUAUUUUUCCCGUUCAUUUGUGAUUUAGUUCAUUCCACGAGUCUAGAAGGGAGCAAUGGCAGGUCUUUCUCUGGCUUUUUAUCUAUUUUUCCCGUUCAUUUGUGAUUUAGUUCAUUCCACGAGUCUAGGUGUUUUGCAUUCCUCAUCGCUCAUUGUAUAAAUAUAGAACUGUUCUGAUUUGUUUGGACAUGUGGGUUGCUUUUAUAAGUACUUUGAAUGAAUCCAUGAUCAACCUUCAUAGUUCUAUCCAAUCUAGAAGUUAAAGUGGGUUCCAAUUUCUUUAUCUAAACCCUAUAUGAUAGCAAUUGUUUUAUGAGAUUGUCACACAUGGGUGUUGGCGAGGACAUAGCUCUCUGAUUUGGGUUCUUUCCCCCUUUCUCGGCUAGCUUUUAUCUCAUUCAUUGUCACAUAGAGUCAUAUAUCCUGCCUUAUUAAGUCUCCUAUAUACUGUUGUAGCCUUCUUCAUCGUGCCUUUAUUCUCAAUUUCACAGGGUUUUAUUGUGUUCGGCAAUGUAUCUUGGCUUGCUGUAAUGUUUUGUAAAAGUAUUGAUCGUACUUCUUUUUCAUCUGCAUGUCCUUUGCAUUCGAUGCAGCUCCUAAGGUGUAACAUGGUUCAUCAUCGAUUUACUCUCAGAUUGUUUUAAGUUGAAUCCUAUAAUCAUAGCUUAAACUUCCACAGAAAAUCAUUCCAAUCGACAUCAGCCGGCAGUGCCAGACAACCUGCUCCUCGAAGUCACUGACAGUGAUGGUAUUAUGCCUCUCUAUCUUUUGGGUCUUUUUAGGACAUGUAGUUCUUGGUAGUGAAAUGGUUACAAACUUACAAUUCCCAUUUUACUCAUUGAUGAGCGAGAUUGUUGUCCAGAUUUAAGCACAUGUAGGGAACUCCAAUACUUGCUGUGGUUGAUUGAUCUUUAAGGGUUAUGAGUUUGUCUAUUAUGCAAUGUGUUUGCUGCCAGCAGGUUGUAGAUUUAUCUAAGGCUGCUAUUGCAGUUUAAAUUGUGAUUAUGCAUGUACUUACAGGAUUUAUAAUUAGUGUGAUUCGAUGGCCAAAUUUCUUGCUGCCAUUUACUUUUUAUGGGAUGAUGCAACAGUUCAUUCAUUCCAACUAUCAACAUAUUUCAUCAUGCUUUAGCAACCUUUGCCAUAAUAAUUUAAUAGGAUUCAU